CUAUGACUGGCGUGAUGGCGUCAAGCAGCAAUGAGUUGAUUAGUUUUUUUUCCUAUUGCCGUUGUUGAUUAUUGUUGAGCCAAUACUUAUUGUUAAAGGUAUAUUUGAUACACUGGGCAACAAUUGCCCUUGUUUCAGUGAUUUAAAGGAAUAGUGGCUUUGUUGGCACUUGAAACGAAAUGGCAGUUUCAAAAUCAACAAACACGUACAAUCGCCAAAAUUGGGAAGAUUCGGACUUUCCAAUCUUGUGCCAGACAUGUCUUGGUGAUAACCCUUACAUACGUAUGACAAAAGAAAAAUAUGGCAAGGAAUGUAAAAUUUGUGCAAGGCCAUUCACUGUGUUUCGUUGGUGCCCUGGCGCGAGGAUGCGUUUUAAGAAGACGGAAAUAUGUCAGACUUGUUCUAAACUAAAGAAUGUUUGCCAAACGUGCCUUCUGGAUCUCGAAUACGGAUUACCGAUUCAAGUUCGAGACGCCGCACUUAAAAUACAAGACGAUCUACCUCGUAAUGAAGUUAACAAAGAAUAUUAUAUUCAGAAUUUAGAUAGUCAAAUGUCCAAGUUUGAUUCAACACAGCCGAGCAAUUCUGCUUUAAAGUCAAAAGGUGCUAACGAUUUGUUGCUGCGCCUGGCAAGAACUGCUCCAUACUACAAACGGAAUAGACCACAUGUUUGCUCAUUCUGGGUAAAAGGGGAGUGCAGGCGAGGUGAAGAGUGUCCGUAUCGCCACGAGAAACCCACUGAUCCUGAUGAUCCACUUGCAGACCAAAACAUCAAGGACAGAUAUUAUGGAGUAAAUGACCCAGUGGCCGAGAAGUUGAUGCGCCGUGCAGCUGCCAUGCCAGCUCUGCCACCACCGGAAGAUAAGACUGUCACUACUUUAUACAUUGGCAAUCUACCUGACAAUAUUAGUGAAGAUGAGCUUAGAGGUCAUUUCUAUCAAUAUGGAGAAAUAAGGUCUUUAACUUUAGUGCCACGAGCACAAUGUGCCUUUGUACAAUACACAACGAGGAGUGCUGCAGAGCAUGCUGCUGAAAAGACAUUUAAUAGAUUGGUCAUUGGUGGUAAAAGACUAACCAUCAAAUGGGGCAAAUCUCAAGGACGCCAGGGUGGUAACGAGAAGAAUGAAACUGCGCCAGUUUUAGAGCCGGUCCCUGGUCUGCCAGGCGCUCUACCCCCACCGCCAGCCUACUUGCAUCCAUUCCCACCACAGAUGCCGCCUCCACCGAACCGUCCAAAUGACUUCUUCAACUUGCAUCAUUAUGGUGGCGGAGGCUGGCCUAGUUGGGGUGGAGGUGUGCCUGGAGUGCCUGGUGUUCCCGGAGUCCCUCCACCGCCCGCCCCUCUAGCGCUCCACUACCCUAGCCAAGAUCCUGCCCGGCUGGGUGCACAUGCACAUGCUAACCAACCACAAACAUAAUAUCUAAGUAUCUAGCUCAGUACUUGUAAUUCGUCGUCAUAUAAAACGGGUUAAUCACAGCAAACAGCAAUGUGGUGUCUAUAACUAGUGUUAUAGAUGAUAUACACUUCGUCC
Messenger RNA from Spodoptera exigua (beet armyworm), 1532 nucleotides. NCBI's taxonomy places the organism in Eukaryota, Metazoa, Arthropoda, Insecta, Lepidoptera, Noctuidae. The record is from the annotation of a GenBank genome assembly.